Ahaetulla prasina is the source of this 7769-nucleotide messenger RNA. RefSeq names its product ALF transcription elongation factor 4 (gene AFF4). Bases 24 to 3530 code for a protein of 1168 amino acids. Gene Ontology annotation, biological process: regulation of gene expression. The record is from RefSeq and is a predicted model, not a curated record. The transcript is spliced from 22 exons. Gene Ontology annotation, cellular component: super elongation complex; nucleus. Lineage: Eukaryota; Metazoa; Chordata; Lepidosauria; Squamata; Colubridae.
AAAGCAGUCGAGUACCGAGCAACAUGAACCGUGAAGACCGGAAUGCGCUGCGUAUUAAAGAAAGAGAGAGGCGUAAUCAAGAAAUUCAACAGGGUGAAGAAGCUUUCCCACCUAGUUCUCCUCUUUUUGCCGAACCAUAUAAAGUUACCAGCAAAGAAGAUAAAUUGUCUAGCCGUAUCCAAAGCAUGCUUGGAAACUAUGAUGAAAUGACGGAUCUUAUAGGUGACCAGUCUCUCCAGAAACUUGUUAGAAUUCCCAAACCAACAGGUCCAUCAGCAACAGAUGACAAAUCAAACCAAAGUUUCUUUGGUGAUCAGAGACACAAUACUGGCUCUCAUCAGAGCAGCAAAUGGACGCCUGUAGGCCCAGCGCCUAGCACUUCUUCCCAGUCACAGAAACGGUCCUCAGGUUUACAGGGUGGACAUAGUAGUCAACGCAACAGUGGCAACAGCACUAGCAAUAGCGGACAGAGGCAUGAUCGUGACUCAUAUAGCAGUGGUGGAAGCAGCAGUAGCCGCAAAAAAACCCAGCAUGGAUCAGAACAUUCAAAAUCCCAUUCUUCCAGUCCUGGAAAAACAUCUGUUGUUUCUUCUCUGAACCCCAGCCAUUCCAGAUCUCAUGGAAAUGACCAUCAUGGUAAAGAACAUCAGCGAUCCAAAUCUCCACGAGACCCAGAUGCCAAUUGGGACUCACCUUCCCGUGUACCGUCUUUUUCUAGUGGUAGCCAGUCGUUUCCUCCUUCGCUUAUGUCAAAGUCAAGUACAAUGUUGCAGAAGCCUACUGCCUAUGUAAGACCUAUGGAUGGUCAGGAAUCAAUGGAACCAAAGUUAUCUUCUGAACACUACAGUAGCCAGACUCAUAGCAACAAUAUGAAUGAACUGAAACCUAGUAGCAAAGUACAUCUAACAAAGCUGAAAAUUCCUUCUCAACCACUUGAUGCUUCAGCAUCUGGUGAUAUGAACAGUGUGGAUGAGAUUCUAAAAGAGAUGACCCAUAUUUGGCCACCACCACUUACUGCAAUACAUACACCCUGCAAAACUGAACCUUCAAAGUUUCCAUUCCCAACAAAGGAAACUCAGCAAUCUAAUUUUGGCACUGGGGAUCAAAAAAGAUACAAUCCUUCACUAAAAACAUCUAAUGGCCACCAGUCUAAGUCAUGUGAAUCAAACCAGACCAAUGUUCUGAUAAAUGAUUUGAAACUCAGCAGCAGUGAAGACAGUGAUGGUGAACAGGAUUUUGAUAAGACAGUACCAAGAGGUACACCCGGAAGUAAUUCUGAGCCUUCCCAGCAUGCAAGUGAAGGAGCAGAUAAUUCUAGGGAUGACUCAAGCAGCCAUAGUGGGUCUGAAAGCAGUUCGGGUUCAGACUCAGAAAGUGAAAGUAGUUCCAGCGAUAGUGAGGCAAAUGAGCCUUCUCAAAGUGCAUCUCCUGAGCCUGAGCCGCCUCCAACAAAUAAGUGGCAGCUUGACAACUGGCUAAACAAGGUGAACCCACACAAAGUAUCGCCAGCUUCUUCCGUUGACAGUAACAUCCCAUCAACCCAAGGUUACAAAAAAGAAGGGAGAGAUCAGAGCACAGGGGGAGGAUAUGCAGACCAAAGUGGAUCAAAGGAUUCCAUAUCCUCCACACCUGGGAGAGAUUCAAAAGGUAGCCAGAAAGGAUCGGAGAGCAAUCGUGGUCGACAGAAGUCACCUGCUCAAAGCGAUAGUGCGAUCCAAAGGAGGACUGUAGGCAAGAAACAGCCCAAAAAAGCAGAGAAACCAUCAGUAGAAGAGCCCAGAGGAGGCCUGAAGAUAGAAAGUGAAACCCCCCUGGACAUGGCAACAAACAUACCCUCUAACAGACAUAAAGCAGCCACAAAAGGCUCCAGAAAACCAAAUAUAAAAAAGGAGCCUAAACCGUCCCCUCGGCCUAUCACAGAGAAGAAGAAAUGCAAGGUGGCAAACAAACCUGCCCAGAAAUCUAAGGAAUUCAUUGAAACAGAUACCUCCUCCUCUGAUUCUGAUGAGAAUGAGAGCCUUCCUCCUUCAUCGCAAACCCCAAAAUAUUCAGACAGCAAUAGGACUCCUGUUAAACCUUCCAUAGAGGAGGAUGACAGUUUUUUACGGCAACGAAUGUUCUCUCCUAUGGAAGAGAAGGAACUCCUUUCACCGCUCAGUGAUCCUGAUGAAAGAUAUCCCCUUAUUGUGAAGAUUGACUUGAGCCUCCUUACCAGAAUACCAGGGAAGCCUUACAAAGAGACAGACCUAUCAAAAUCAGAAAGAAAAAAUGUGUGCGAGAAACAUCCAAGAGAACCCCAGAAAACGACUUCUGACAAAAGUUCCAACAAGGGCAGAAAAAAGCAUAAAUUAUGUCAGAACACAGAAGACAGCAGAGGCACUGAAAGCAAGAAAACUAAAGUGGAAGAAAAGCCUUCUUCAGCACACAAGACUUCUAGUAAUAGAGAAUCUUCAAAGCAAAGCACUGUUAAAGAGAAGGAUCUUCUCCCAUCUCCAGCCACAACCUCAGUUGUUGCAAAAGAUCCAAAGCAAGAGCAUGGAUCUCGGAAAAGAACUAUUAGUCAGUCUUCUUCCUUGAAAUCAGGCAGUAAUAGUAACAAGGAUAAUAGCAGCACUAAAAGUAGCUCAUCUAAGCAAAAGAAGACGGAAGGAAAGGCUUCAAAUAACACUAAAGAAACAAAGGAAAAGAUUUUAAAUAAUUCUUCUAAUUGUCCUUCUGCCUCCACCACAAGUUCCGAUAGUUCAAAGUCCCGAAGAGCAAAGCUAGUAUUUGAUGACAGAAGCUACUCAGCAGAUCACUACUUGCAAGAAGCAAAGAAAUUAAAACAUAAUGCUGAUGCACUGUCUGACAGGUUUGAAAAAGCUGUUUAUUACCUUGAUGCUGUAGUUUCAUUUAUUGAAUGUGGGAAUGCAUUGGAGAAAAAUGCUCAGGAAUCCAAGUCCCCAUUCCCUAUGUAUUCUGAAACUGUGGAGCUCAUCAAGUACACUAUGAAGCUAAAGAAUUGCUCAGCACCAGAUGCAACUGCUGCAGACAAAAGGCUAGCAGUACUAUGUCUGAGAUGCCAGUCCCUCUUAUAUUUAAGACUUUUCAAGCUGAAGAAGGAAAGUGCGUUAAAAUAUUCCAAGACACUGACUGAACAUUUGAAGAAUUCUUAUAACAAUUCUCAAGCCCCAUCACCUGGUAUGGGAAGCAAACCUGUCAGUAUGCCGUCUCCGGUUUCACCGAAAUUGUCUCCAGGGAAUUCAGGAAAUUACUCGUCAGGGUCAACCAACCCUUCAGGGAGUGCUUCUUCAGUUACUAUUCCACAGAGGAUACAUCAGAUGGCGGCCAGCUACGUCCAGGUUACUUCCAACUUUCUGUAUGCCACUGAAAUUUGGGACCAAGCAGAUCAGCUUGCCAGAGAACAAAAGGAAUUUUUUGCAGAACUGGACAAAGUUAUGGGUCCUCUGAUCUUUAAUGCAAGUGUUAUGACAGAUCUGGUACAUUACACCCGACAGGGAUUACAUUGGUUGCGUUUAGAUGCCAAGUGACAACUGGAUUGAAGUAAGAGGCUUGCUGCCUCUGAUUUUUUUUCAACACUGUGUCAUAAAAAAAUAAAUAAGGAAGACUGCCAUAAUGAAAGCAAAGAAAGUGAAAUCAAAGAGAAAGGAACACUUUCCUGUGUCUCCCAGCAUCAUGUGUGUAAGAACCUCCAAACAUUGUGUUAAUGAACUUUUUCAGCUGACCCCAUUUUAAAAAAGAAUAUUUAAAAAUAGUUUAAACUCUGCAAUGUUUUAAUGUACGAUGGAUUCACUGAUUUGCAAUUGGAUUGGAAUUCCAAUAAUGAUGCCUAACAAAUCUGUUUUAAAACUUAUUUAUUUUAAUUUGUUUUUAAAAGCUGUGUUUUGGGGCUGGUUUAAAACUUAGCUGUUUUUCCUAUGAAUUUUACCUAAUCAAGUACUUAGUGAAGAUUAAAUGUAGACACUUUAUUUAAGUAUUUUGUGAGCUUUGUUAUUCUGUAAUGUCUUGUGAUGGUGGAGCUUGUAAGAGAAAGUCAGGGUUGAUAGAUUUUAAAGUGUAGACACACACAUUUUCCUGCAUAUUUAAGUCAACCCUUAAUGAUGGCCACAGUUUUAUUGAUGUGCUAAGUUCCAAGGUUAUAACUUCAUCAAUUAAAUCAUUUGAAGUCAAAAUAUUCAAGUAUUUGUAUGGCAAAUGAGUUUCGAAACACAUGUCUUAACACUAAUAAUCGCAGUACGUUACAAAAUAUUGCAUUUAAUGCAAUAUUCGAUGUGAUGUGAGUCACAAUGGACUUCCGUCUCCAAGUAUAAAAUAGGAAUGGUUUCAGAUGGACAAUCUUGUACUUUGGUGCAGCCUCUUUUAUUUCCUAACUUGUAAUUGUUAGACACCAAAGCUUCUAACAGUAGAAAUUCCUUAUGUGAAACUGAUGUGCUUCAUCAGAAAACACCAUGUGUGACAAACAUCUGUCUUUGUCAGAAUUACGUAAUGGACGAGACGGGCUAGAGAAUAGACCUGUGAAUUACAGGGACAUUUUAAACUGUUUGGUCCAAUUAAUUUGAAAUUUUGCUUUUAUGCCAUUCUGUGGCACAUUCAUUAAUGUUAAAUGUUUGUGAUGGGAACAGAUUAUUUAAUUAUAAUGAAAUAACUGUGAUCAGCAAGAAUCAUGCAUGGAAAUCUGCUUUAAGGUUAAUAAGCAAGGUACCUUUUCAUAGAAGGUGCUUAUCUGACUAAAAGAAAAAAAUACUGCUUUAGCGUCCCUAUCAUGUCUGGUGUGCCUUAUGCCUUUUUAGAUGAAGAUUUUAAAUACUGUUUACAAGACGUUUUACACUUAGGACCUGGUAUCCAGUCAGUCUCCAGCAGUAAAAUUGUACUUCCUUUUCCUAGUGGCUGUCAUUUGUUGACAAUUCAUGUUGCUUGUGCUUUAGAGUCAGACUCUAAACCUUUUCGUUGUGGAAUUGUGAUAUGCUGCUUUGCCUGCCCUUGUUCCUAAAACCCACCCAGAUGUGAACAUGCAUGUUCAAGAAAACAAUUGCACUAAAAUAAUGUCUAGCUGUAUAGCUAUGUGCCAAAAUGAUGGCGAGUUUUGAAAGAAGGAUAGAAUUUUACACCGAUUAGUAUUGCAGUAUCUUUGGGACAGUGAAAGUUCAGUAGCUUCAUAAAUUAUAACAAUUAAAGAAUAGUUUGUAUAUUCAUAGAGAUUUGUAUCCUGAUGGGAUACAUGGUUUCUUUUAUACCCUGAUACUUCCGAUCUGUUUCGUUGAAGUUGCUAAUCACUUGGUUUGUAUUCUGUCAUUAAAGCUUACUGUUGCACCCUGCAGCACAAGAAUGAGUCUUGAGAGCAGAAGAAAAACAUGUAGGCACAACCAUACAGCAUUUUUGUUUAUACAAAAAAGUAUAUUGUGGUUUUGCCAUGUAAGUGAUUGAAUUAUCACUGUAAAUUUACUAUGUGCAAAAAUCACAUUAGCUAAUCAAUAAUGGGAAAACCCAUCUGUUUAUAUGAAAUUGCAACAUACUAGUGUUCCACAUACUUGUGUUCCUUUCAGUCAGUGUGAGCAGCUGUCUUGGAGAAGAUUUUUUAAAUUGCUCCCUUAGCAAACAGUUUAUUGUAUUUACUCUCAACACAGAGAUUAAAGAGUUAAAGAAAUAUUUUUAGCAGGCUUUCGGUGUUUAUUUCAUGUGAGCUGCUUGAGUAAAAAUAUCAAUUGUGAAAAGCAAUUUUAAAAUAUAUGCAUUUUCAUAAACCAUAGAUUCAAGAGGAAGAGCACAGAUUCCUGCUAGCUUCAAAUAAUAAAUAGCUAAUUUUCCAAGACUAAUUUUCUUGCUAAUAUCAAAAGUCAACAUCCUUGACAUUUGAAAGUGCCUGACACAUUUAUUAUAGUAAAAUCUUUACAUUAUCCCAGCGUGGAUUAUAGGCGCUCUUCUUAUAAGGUGCUGCAAUGAUCAUUUGACUAGUUUGCUUCCUUUUGUACCCAUUUAACAUAGACUAGCAGUAAGAAAAUGUCUCUUUUUUUAUCUAUUGUUUUUAAAACUAGAAUAGUGUAUAUCAGACUGAUUUUUUUAUAUAUCUCCAGAUACUUCCUAAGUGUUUGUCUCUUUAUUAAUUUAGCAAGGCUUCUCUAGGUUUCAAUGUAGACUUAAGCUGCAAUGAAUUUACCUGUUGCAAUAGCUGUCUCGUGGAGGUCCUGUUUGGGUGUCCUAAAUAAACUGAUUGUUUAUUCAUAAUAAAUUGUUUGUUUUCCAAUUUAAGGAUCAGUCGAAUUUUCAAGCAAUUGAAAUCAAAUUAUCAACUUUUAAAAUGCCACCUAACUUCAGCUGUCUCAGGAGUGCAUGAGUAAUUUGCCAAAGUUCAUUGUUAAGUGCAAGGACGUAAUAAACUUAAAGUUCAAAGGCAAGUGACUUUCCUUAAUCUGCCUUUUAUUGAGUUGGACUUAAUCUGUGUUGAGCCUAUUGCAUAUACAACUCGGCCCAUAACAGAAAUUGUUCAAUUAUUUUCGUUUGAAAACUCUGGAAUAUUAUAUAUUAUCGAGUCCAUGACUGAGCGUUAACACAUAUCAGUGUUUUAAUAUAUCCCAGUGAUGCGUCUUUAUAAGAUGGCUUAAUACUUUACACCUGAGUGAGCAAAAUGAAUUGCUUUAUCGCACACAUAAUUUUGAUCUCUCCCCCCCCCCCCAAAAAAAAAAAAACUUGCUGAGUUUUAGAAGAACAAUUCACGAAUGAUAGGAUAAAAUCCACUAGAGAUCUUGAAAUGCUUUGCCAGAGUGUUGGCAGUGAAUUUUUCAGACUGUAUUAGUCUGAGAGAUUAUAAAAGUUUCAUUUUGGGCAUUAGGAAUAGGUUAGAAAACAAUUGGCAUAUUCCAUUCUAAAAUGAAGUUCUGAUGGCAAAUUUAGUCUAGGAUCCAGUGAUUUUGUACAUACGUGGCUUCUUCCUUUUGGUUCUUAAAUGAACAUCCAGGGUGCUAGACUAAAUGACCCCAACGUGUUCAAAUACAAUUUAAGUCUCGUAUCUGUAAAGAGCAAAUGGUUAUAGACCUUUUGACAGCAGUAUGCAAUUUGUAAUAUACGUGUUUCUAAUACUAUAUCUAUAUGCAGAAAUAGAUGAAAUUAAGCCUGUUCAAAGUUCGUUAUUAUCUGUGUUAGAUUAUAGUACAUCUAACUACAUCACAAUAUCUAUUGAGUGUUGAGCCAUCCUCAUUUUGAUGGUGGUGAUAAAUUUCGCAUUUUAUGCAGGAAUGCUUUCAGUUUCUUUUAGAUUGUUGAAGCUUGAUUAUUAUGAUUUUAUACAAAACAACUAAUGUAAGAGUGUUUAUAAAGCAGGUGCAGCCAUAUGGCGCCAAUAGGUAUAUUUGCUUGCCGAAGGCAAGUAAGUCACAGCUGCAGCAGAUAACUGUAUAGUUUGCCAAAUUUGGCAGUUUAUAGGAAAUACUAACUUUGCCAUGUAUAAUUCCUCGUCCUGUAAUCAACUCUGCAGUAUUUUUAUUAAAAUGAUUUAAAUGGGCCUGAGCAAAUCAAGUUGAAUACAUUUAACCAAUGGAAGGAGAAAGCAGCCUCCAAAUCAUAGGAUAAGAGUCUUGAAUAGCAAAUAUUUCAUAAAUAUUUGGGUCAAGGACAUAAUUAUUUUAAAUUGAGCAGAAAGCAGUAUUGUGGGAAAUUUGAGUUUCCAGUGGUUCAACAGUAUACUUUACUAGUGAACACUAUUAUGCAACUUCAUUUCUCCCCAGGGUGUAACAAACACAGUUUAGCUGUACAAUACAAAAUGUGAUGAUCAGUUU